Molecule: messenger RNA, 766 nt
Organism: Mercurialis annua (annual mercury)
Lineage: Eukaryota; Viridiplantae; Streptophyta; Magnoliopsida; Malpighiales; Euphorbiaceae
Exons: 1
Coding region: 92-577 (161 amino acids)
Source: RefSeq, a predicted model, not a curated record
CUCUCCAUAUAAAUUUAACCUCUCAAACCAACAAAACUUUAUAUUAAAAAAAAUAUUCAAAUCUCCGUUAAAUUCCGUUAAAUUUAACAGAAUGGGUAUUUGUAAUUCCUGCGAGUCAACCCACGUCGCCACCGCAAAACUAAUUCUACAAGACGGACGGCUUCAAGAAUUUUCGUACCCCGUUAAAGUCUCGUACGUUCUUGCAAAAUUUCCGUCGUAUUUUAUUUGUAACGCCGAUGAAAUGGAGUUUGACGACGUUCUUUCCGCUAUAAACGACGACGAAUCGCUUCAACCCGGUCAGCUUUACUUUGCUUUGCCGUUAAACCGGUUAAAAUAUCCGUUGCAGCCGGAGGAAAUGGCGGCAUUGGCCGUUAAAGCUAGCUCUGCUUUGAUGAAAAGUAACGGUUUUAAUAGUGUUGAUAAAUGUGGGUCUCGCCGGAAAAUGGGGUUUUCCGGUGAUGUGAAGUCGAGUAGAAGAGUUGCUUCAUCUACCGCCGCUGGUUCCGGCAGUGGUGGUGGGCCGAGGAGAGGCGGGAGUAGAAAGUUUACAGCUAUGUUGAGUGCAAUUCCGGAGUAGCGAAGGGUAGUAUAGGAAUUAGAAGGGUAUAAGUGUAAAUAGUUGUGAUGGGAAGGGUUUAUUUUGGAAGAAUUUAUUGUAGGAUUGGACUGAUUGGUCUUCGUCAUGUGUACAUUGCUUAUUGUGACGGUCACGAAUUUAAGGGUUGUAUUACAAUUUUGUCCCUUAUGAGAUGAUGAGGUUCUUUAA